CCCAGGGUCAAGACGUCCGGCCUUGGGGGCCGGGGCUGGGCAGCCGGGUCCCCUGGGCGGCGCUGAGCGGGCGGGCGGCGAGGGUCCGGGUCUCCGGGCACUCAGGCCAGGUCGCAGGAUCGUUCCGCCAUCGCCGCCGCCGCCGCACUGGGAGCCAGCGGGGAUGGAACGGGAGGCGUCGCCGUGGGGCCUCGAGCCCCAGGAUGUGCAAAGUCUUGACGAAGUGGGGCCCGAAGGGUCCCCUAAAGGCAACAUACGUGAGAAUGAGGAAGAGGAAAUCUCUCAGCAAGAAGGCAUUGGGGACUAUGAGGUCGAAGAGAUACCUUUUGGGCUUGAACCCCAGAGCCCUGGGUUUGAGCCACAAAGCCCAGAGUUUGAACCCCAAAGCCCCAGGUUUGAGCCUGAAAGCCCAGGUUUUGAGUCCCGAAGCCCAGGGUUUGUGCCCCCAAGCCCUGGAUUUGCACCCAGAACCCCUGAAUCAGAUUCUCAGAGCCCUGAGUCUGAACCACAAAGUCCCAGGUAUGAGCCCCAAAGCCCAGGGUAUGAACCCCGGAGCCCUGGAUAUGAACCUCGGAGCCCUGGGUAUGAAUCUCAGAGCCCUGAAUUAAAAACCCAAAGCCCUGAAUUUGAAGCUCAAAGUUCCAAAUUCCAGGAAGGUACAGAGAUGCUUCUCAGUCCCGAGGAAAAGAAUCCCUUGAGCAUCUCUUUGGGAGUUCAUCCCCUGGACUCCUUCACCCAGGGGUUUGGGGAGCAGCCCACAGGGGGCCUUCCCCUAGGGCCACCUUUUGAGAUGCCCUCAGGGGCCUUGCUGGCUACACCCCAGUUUGAGAUGCUCCAGAAUCCUCUGGGCCUGACGGGAACCCUGCGGGGUCCAGGCCGAAGGGGUGGUCGCGCCAGGGGUGGGCAGGGCCCUCGACCUAACAUCUGUGGCAUCUGCGGGAAGAGCUUUGGCAGGGGCUCCACCCUGAUCCAGCACCAGCGCAUCCAUACAGGUGAAAAGCCCUAUAAAUGUGAGGUCUGCAGCAAGGCCUUCUCUCAGAGCUCUGACCUCAUCAAACACCAGCGCACACACACGGGGGAGCGGCCCUACAAGUGUCCCCGUUGUGGCAAGGCCUUCGCCGACAGCUCUUACCUGCUUCGCCACCAGCGCACUCACUCUGGUCAGAAGCCCUACAAGUGCCCGCACUGUGGCAAGGCCUUCGGAGACAGCUCCUACCUCCUGCGGCACCAGCGCACUCACAGCCAUGAGCGGCCCUACAGCUGCCCGGAGUGCGGCAAAUGCUACAGCCAGAACUCAUCCCUGCGUAGUCACCAGAGGGUGCACACUGGGCAGAGGCCCUUCAGCUGUGGCAUCUGUGGCAAGAGCUUCUCCCAGCGUUCGGCACUUAUCCCCCAUGCCCGCAGCCAUGCCCGUGAGAAGCCUUUCAAGUGCCCUGAGUGCGGCAAGCGCUUUGGUCAGAGCUCUGUGCUGGCCAUUCAUGCCCGCACCCACCUGCCAGGCCGCACCUACAGCUGCCCAGAUUGUGGCAAGACCUUCAAUCGCUCCUCCACACUGAUUCAGCACCAGCGUUCCCACACAGGUGAGAGGCCCUACAGGUGCGCUGUGUGUGGCAAGGGCUUCUGCCGCUCUUCGACGCUGCUGCAGCAUCACCGGGUCCACAGCGGGGAGCGGCCCUACAAGUGCGAUGACUGUGGAAAGGCAUUCUCACAGAGCUCCGACCUUAUCCGCCACCAGCGGACCCACGCUGCCGGCCGUCGUUGACUGGCGGCCCUGUCGGGUGGGGCUAUCGUGGGCAGAAGAGGAGGGGACAGGGAGCUAGAGAAAUCUUUAGAGUAGUGGAAAAGCUGGAGUUGAGGAUUCUAGGAGAGGGGACUAGGGUGGAGGAAGUUACAUGCCCUGGAGAUUUAUGGGAAAUGGGUAAUGAAGAGGGGUUGGAGGGAGGCCAAACAGGCAGCAGGAGGCUCUGGGAGAAUCCAGAAGGAGGUCAACAGAGAGCUGGCCUCAGCAGCAGCAUGCCCCUUGGCGGAUGCCUACUUGGCAAAGUGCUAGAUGGGGAGGGGGGAGGGGAAGGGUUACUUAAUUAGAGUGGGGUAGCUUAGAUCAGUAGCUACUGAAACCCUUGUUGAGUCAGGAGGGGGUGAGGGGAGGUGGGGUGGGGAGUAAAGCCCAGAGUGGGACCUGGGCCUCUGAGUGCAAACCCCAGUCUCCCUUUGUCUUCCUCAGGCUUUGGAGCCCCUGAAUUUGAGUUCAAUAAAAAC
Molossus molossus (Pallas's mastiff bat) is the source of this 2259-nucleotide messenger RNA. RefSeq names its product zinc finger protein 768 (gene ZNF768). The record is from RefSeq and is a predicted model, not a curated record. Lineage: Eukaryota; Metazoa; Chordata; Mammalia; Chiroptera; Molossidae. Gene Ontology annotation, molecular function: DNA binding. Gene Ontology annotation, biological process: transcription by RNA polymerase II. The transcript has 2 exons. Bases 164 to 1762 code for a protein of 532 amino acids.